AUGGCCGAGGAUGUGACGCCUCAGUGGAACUCGGUGUGCACUUUUUGCUCGGCUAAAUUGGAGCAGGGCGGUCGUCUAAUCCAGAGCCAGAUGGACUGGGCACUGGAUUUUCUUGUCACCGAUCUCCUCCAGGAAACUUUGAUCUGCCACAAGAAUAUCAUGGAGUCCCAAGUAGAGGAUCUUACCGACGAAAUCGGCGCUGACUUGAACUCGCUACGUAUUGACGCACUUACCGGCAUUCGGACGUCCAUACUUGGUCAAGCGAUGGAAGACCCUUACAGGCUGUGCAACGCGGAAUAUGGAGGAGGAAGUGAUGGGAGACGUAAAAGGAUUAUCCGCAAUGCUGUUGGUCGCGUGGAUCUGUUUGAGAACCACAUGAUUGAGUUCAAGAGCAGAAUGAGGCUUUUAGCGGAUAACGUACAGAUCGAGCUACAAGCUAUCGUCCGUGCUGGGUUGGCCGCGAUUACGUCGGUUUUUGACCUGAUCAGGAAUGAGAAUAUCGCGACAGAAAGCGAGGAGAACCCCGAGUUGAGACGCCGCCUGGAACAGGAGAUCGUCACGAUCAAGGAACGGAUGAGACAGAUCAUGGAUAUCAUGGAGUGA
Molecule: messenger RNA, 603 nt
Organism: Colletotrichum fioriniae
Lineage: Eukaryota; Fungi; Ascomycota; Sordariomycetes; Glomerellales; Glomerellaceae
Source: RefSeq, a predicted model, not a curated record